AUGUCUGAUAUAUCUCAAUCUCAGACCAACAUCUCUGUUGGACUGCAUGACCUAGAAAGAGGUUUGCUCUCCUCCCUGACUACAUUACCAUGCUGUGUUUUCUUCUGCAUUAAUGUGAUCAUGUUAUUCACCUUGAGGAGUAAAUCAGUGUUUCGUGAAACCUGCCGUUACAUUCUCCUGUAUAACCUCAUUCUUGCAGACACUCUACAGAUGGCAGUGAGCCAGAUACUAUACAUGAUGUCUAUUUGUAGAAUAACGUUACCGUAUCCUGUCUGUGGUAUUCUUGUCAUGUUUGCUAAUCUCACCAAUGAAAUCUCUCCUCUCACUCUGGUGCUGAUGUCUCUGGAGCGAUAUGUAGCUGUGUGUUACCCACUGAGACACGCUACUAUCAUCACCAUCAGAAACACAGAGGUGGCCAUUAUUAUGAUUUGGAUCUUUUGUUCACUGAAUAUUCUCAUUCGAGUUCUGCUGCUGUUAGAAUUUCCAUUUGAAGAGCUGCAGAGUCUGCAGAUGAAAGACUUCUGUAGUACUUUUUUCAUGUUUCUCACACCUGUAUCUCAUGAGUAUGACAAAGCUUACACUUGCUUUCUGUUUGUGUCGGCUUUUGUUGGAGUCACUUGCUCCUAUAUAGGUGUUAUGUUGGCAGCCAGAUUGGCCUCCACAGACAAAGCUUCAGCCCGGAAGGCUCGUAACACCCUGCUGCUACAUCUGGUGCAGCUCGGCUUCAGCCUCUCUUCAACUGUGAACAAUGCAUUACUUUUAGUUAUCUCAAAAACUGUUUCAAGAAGGGUGCUGGUGGUUGUGCAAAAUGUUUUUUAUGUGUUUCUUAUCAUUCUCCCCAGAUGUCUGAGUGCACUUAUUUAUGGUCUCAGAGACCAGACCAUCAGACCCAUCCUUGUUUAUAAUCUAUGUUGUCAAUUGAAACUCACAGUUGUGACAGGGAAUGCUAAGGACGCGGAGGCAACGGUGAAAAGCUUCAUUAAAAUCCACCUGAAGCUGCCGGAGGACACCGUAAAGAACAUCGCCUUCGAUAGAGUGCAUCGCUUGGGGGGCGUGAGGUCGCCGGCCGGGAGACCACGUCCUAUUGUGGCCAAAUUCGGCCAAUUCAAACAGAAGGAGCAGGUGAAGAGUCGCGGCAGGGAGCUGAAAGGAACGGACUUCAGCGUGAACGACCAGUUCCCCAAAGAGAUCCUGGAACGACGCAAGGUCCUGUUUCCAGUUCGACGUAACUUCAUCCAGAGAGGCUCCCGUGCUGUCAUCUCCGUGGACCGGCUCUACGUGGACGGACAGCUCUACCGCGACCCCGGCACCACUCCGUGGUUAUAUUGA
Molecule: messenger RNA, 1329 nt
Organism: Pelmatolapia mariae (spotted tilapia)
Lineage: Eukaryota; Metazoa; Chordata; Actinopteri; Cichliformes; Cichlidae
Product: odorant receptor 131-2-like
Exons: 2
Coding region: 1-1329 (442 amino acids)
Biological process (GO): G protein-coupled receptor signaling pathway; detection of chemical stimulus involved in sensory perception of smell
Cellular component (GO): membrane
Molecular function (GO): G protein-coupled receptor activity; odorant binding; olfactory receptor activity
Source: RefSeq, a predicted model, not a curated record